This is a messenger RNA of Funneliformis mosseae, 1571 nucleotides long. The record is from the annotation of a GenBank genome assembly. NCBI's taxonomy places the organism in Eukaryota, Fungi, Glomeromycota, Glomeromycetes, Glomerales, Glomeraceae.
AUGAUAAUAUAUUAGAAUUAGAUAGUAAUUUUGAUGAUGAAUCUGUAAUUUCUAUGGAAACUAAUAUUACUAAUGAAAUAAAAUUAUUUGAAAUUUCUGAACCAACAAAAUCAACUAAAUUUACUACUUGUGUUUUAAUAGAUAAUUUUAAUGGUGAAAUUCGUUCUUGUGGAAGUUCACAAAAUUUACAUUGUAUAAAAAAUAUUUUUGGAACUUGGGAAAUUGAUAGUGAAAUGGUUUGUAAGGUAAAUGAUGAUUUGGCAUCUUUAGGAGUUUGUUAUUCACAUCAAAUGUAUGAUCAAACUAAGUUACAUGUAAAAAAUGCAAAAGGAACUAAGAAUUCUUCUUUGGGUUUUAUUAGCAAUAGAAGAUGUCUUUUUUGUAAUAUUAAUAAGACAUUUUAUACCCGUGGUGAGCAAUGUGAUCAACAUUCUUGGACAUUAGUUGGUCGUGAUUUACAAGUUCCUUGUGGUGGUCAAUAUUAUUGUACUUCUUUAACAGAAAUUCAACCAAUUUUAUAUCCUAGUUUAUCUAAUAAAAAAUCACGUUAUGUAUGUACUUCUUGUUAUGAAAAAUAUGGUGGACAUUUUCAUCAAAGAUCUGGGAUAAAAGGAAAAGCCAGUCUUAAUUGCCAAAAAGAUUCUUCUCACAAAAAUGAUGCUAUAGAAUCUCUUCAUUUAAUAGCUAAUUGGUUACUUUAUGUAGCUAAAUAUGAAUCUUCCAAUUUUCAAGAGCAAUUAUCUCAAGAAGUAAUUAAUCUUUUACUAUUUUUACCUUCUUCACAAAAAAUUAAUCAUACAUCUAGUACAUCUAUUUCAAAAGAAUCUAAACCUUUAAAUAUUAUUCCUAGUCCCUUUAUUAUUAAAGCUGCUUUUAAAUUAAAUAAAUUAGAUUUUUUUAAUUAUGAAAACAAAGAAUUUAAUGAACAAGAAAGUUAUGAAUUUGCAAAUAUGAAAAAAUCUAAUAAUAAUACUAGAGAUAGAGUUCAAAAUAGAGAAAGAGAACAACAUUUAUUGUCAUCAAAUAUAUUUACAACUCAAUCUUUAAAUUCAAAUACUAUUGUUUUUAAUGAAUCACAACAUUCUUUUAGUAUGCCUUCUAAUUCCAAUAAUUCUUUUAAUCAAAAUAUUAAUAAUUUGAAUAAUAAUUUGCAAAAUAUACAGUUAAGUUCUCAUACAGAAAUUCAAAAUCUUUCUAAUAUACAAGCUAUUCAUUCUCCUUCAGGUCCAGUUGAAAAUUCCCGCCCAACCAAACGUAUCAAAAGAACAACUCAUAUGCAAGAAUUAUCAUUUCUAGAACCACUAGUGAAUAAUACAAGUGAAGAAAAUAUUAGUAAUGCUAUUCAACAAUUAAACAGUUGGAAUAUAGAAAAUAAUCAUACUGAAAAUAUGUGGAAUAGACAACGCGUAAUUAAGUGGUCAACUCUUCGUUUAAAAAACUUUGCGAAAGAACUUAUAUUGGCAGAAGGAUUUCAGUUUAAAGGUCAAAAAAUCAUAGAAAAACCUUAUAUAUCGAAAUAUUUAAGGAAGCGAGAUAUUUUAACGGGAUUAGUGCCAUUUGAAAGUUCAUAU